Molecule: messenger RNA, 1253 nt
Organism: Chelmon rostratus (copperband butterflyfish)
Lineage: Eukaryota; Metazoa; Chordata; Actinopteri; Chaetodontiformes; Chaetodontidae
Gene: shdb
Product: Src homology 2 domain containing transforming protein D, b
Exons: 6
Coding region: 1-1188 (395 amino acids)
Molecular function (GO): phosphotyrosine residue binding
Source: RefSeq, a predicted model, not a curated record
AUGGCCAAGUGGCUGAAAGACUACCUGAGCUUUGGCAGCAGGAAGGUGCCACCACAGCCGCCCACACCAGACUACACAGAGAGCGAGAUCCUGAAAGCCUACCGGCUCCAGAGGGACCUGGACUUCGAGGAUCCCUACGAGGACUCUGAAAACAGGUCCAGGGGCGAGUCUGGGGCUUCUGACCCCGCCACACCUGUGUAUGGCUCUCCCAUGAAGUCAUCCAGCGUGGACAUGAAAUCUCCCAAACACAGACUGAUCAAAGUGGACUCCCAGGAGCUGGGACGCACCAAGAUCCUCCUUAGUGCCAUCUCUUUAGAGGACCAGCAAGAGCCUGUGGUGCCAUCUGCUCCGCUGGCAGGCGACACAGACUACUCAGACCCAUUCGAUGCUCGCUUGGAUCACAGGCCAGAACCAGAUCUCGGGCCCGUUCCCUGCGAGAACAACGGCUACAUGGAACCGUAUGAGGCCCAGAGGGUCAUAACGGAGCUGCAGCGUGGCCCAGGAGGAGGACGGCCGCGGGGCGGAGUGCAGCUUUACGACACCCCCUAUGAAGACGAGCGAGGCCAGCGUCUGGGUCUGUUGUACGCGGAACCUCAGGAGGAGGGCAAGGAGAGCAGCAGGCUGCCGCAGGACGACGAGAGGCCGGCUGAUGAGUAUGACCAGCCCUGGGAAUGGAAAAAGGAUCACAUCUCCAAAGCUUUUGCAGUGCAGUUUGAUGGCGCUGAGUGGGACCGCUCCUCGUCGCCCACAGAGCGGUUGCGUGCUCCCGGGCCCAGGUCCAGCCCGCUGGCAGGAGGGGGGAUGAAGUUUCGAAUGCCGCAGGAAGGCCUCUCCAUGGUGGGGGAGAGAGUGGACCCUGCUCUGCCUCUGGAAAAGCAGGUAUGGUACCACGGUUCACUGUCACGUUCAGAGGCAGAGUCGCUGCUAACGCUGUGUAAAGAGUGUAGCUACCUGGUGAGGAACAGUCAGACCAACCGCUCUGACUACUCCCUGUCUCUACGGAGCUGCCAGGGUUUCAUGCACAUGAAGUUCACCCAGUGUAAAGACGGCAAGUACGUGCUGGGACAGAACAGCCCUCCCUUUGACACCAUCCCAGAAGUCAUCCACUUCUACACCACGCACAAACUGCCGAUCCGAGGGGCCGAGCACCUGUCCCUGCUGUUCCCGGUGCUGGUGCAGACACUCUGACUGACCCUGACGCUCUUCCUGGGCCUCCGGGAUUUCAUUGUGAUCGGACAGGUAAAACUUGAAUG